Messenger RNA from Salarias fasciatus (jewelled blenny), 3627 nucleotides. It is a transcript of the gene tmem198ab, whose product is annotated as transmembrane protein 198ab. Lineage: Eukaryota; Metazoa; Chordata; Actinopteri; Blenniiformes; Blenniidae. The coding region runs from base 493 to 1584 and encodes 363 amino acids. The record is from RefSeq and is a predicted model, not a curated record. Gene Ontology annotation, cellular component: plasma membrane; cytoplasmic vesicle. Gene Ontology annotation, biological process: positive regulation of canonical Wnt signaling pathway. The transcript is spliced from 5 exons.
AGCGGAGGCCACCUCGUUCACCCGACGCACCGCGUGAACGUGAGAGGCUGCGUAUCCUCCAUUCAUCCAUCCUUCCAUCCAUCCAUCCGGACCACAGUCUGGAUGCUCCAGCGCCUUCCCUCCUCAUUUUGCACAAAUAGCUCUGCUUUCUGUGCUUGUGACCUCGGGUCUGGUGUUUUCGUGGCUCCUCUCAUUUCCCCACCAUGGAUGAGCAGUGAGGUCGGCGGAUCCACCGCCCUGCAGCCUGCCGCGGAGACGGAGCUGCACACCGACGCGGAUGCGCACGAGUCCCGGGGAUGAACGAGCAGGAAAUGGUCGGUGUUUCGGGCUCGGGAGGCUCCCUUUGCCGUCAUGUGAAUGCGGGCGAGGCGCGCCGAGCGGCCGGGGAUGAUGGUAUACGCGCCCAGCUGGGCAGUGCUCCAUAACCUCCCUUGCCCCUCGCCUCCCACCUGAUCUCCUGCUGCUCCUCCUCUUCCCUGAACCCCGCUCAUCAUGACCACCACCCUGGAGACCCUGCUGGCCCGGCCCGACCAGGAGCUGAGCCCGGAGCGGCUGGACGGCUGCCAGGACACCCGCGGCCGCUACAAGGUGGUUCCCUCGGUGGUCUGCUCCAUGUGCUGCCUCUUCGGCAUCAUUUACUGCUUCUUCGGCUACCGCUGCUUCAAGGCGGUGAUGUUCCUGACGGGCCUGAUGUUCGGCUCGGUGGUCAUCUUCAUGCUGUGCUACAAGGAGCGCGUUCUGGACACCCAGCUGAGCGUGGAGGCCUCGGUGGGCAUCGGCCUGGGCAUCGGCACGCUCUGCGGCCUGGUCACCAUGCUGGUCCGCAGCGUGGGCCUCUUCAUGGUGGGCCUGCUGCUGGGCCUGCUGGUGGCCGUGGCCACCCUGGUGGGCAUGGAGGAGCUGUCCGACAGCCCGCCGCGCUCCGUCUGGGUGCCGCUGGGCGUGCUGCUUGGCCUGGGCAUGCUGUUCGCCGUGCUCACCCUGCAGUGGCAGCGCCUCUUCACCACGCUGUCCACGGCGGUGUUCGGGGCGGCCGUCAUCACGGUGGCGCUGGACUACUUCGUGGAGCUCUUCGCCCUCGUGCUGUACAUGUACGAGCGGAUCAAAGCGGAGCCGCCGAAGCCCGUGUGCUGGCUGACGUGGGUGGUGCUGGGCGUGUGGCCCGCCCUCACCCUGCUCGGGGUCAUCAUUCAGUGGAAGGUGACCGCCGAGGGAUACUCCCACACCAAGGUGAUCAUCAGCCGGCAGCAGAGGAGGAUGCAGGUGAUGCGGAUCCGUCAGCGGGACGACCGCUAUCGCAACAAGAAGAAGAAGAAGCAGCAGCAGCAGCCGGGCUCCUCCGCCCAUCAGGCCAAGCAGCUCCACGCCGAGCCUGCCUACCGCCGCAAGCCCAACCCCAUCCGCCGCUACGACACGGACGUGCUCUCACCCAGCUACAUUCAGAGUUUCCGGGACCGACAAGUGCAAGCGCAGCCCUUCCCCGGCCGUCUGGUGGGCGGUCCCCACGCCGUGGUGGACAUGGGCUACGAGUGCGGCUCCACCACGCCCCUCACUGCAGCGGCAGGACCCUCGCUGCGGGUGUGACCCCCGUGACCCCCCACCCUCCACCCUCCAGAGGUCAAAACAUGCCACUAAAGCAGGGAGACACACGACUCGACGGUCACGCCUGUGCUAGAACAAACCGCCACUGGGUUUCAAUGCAAAAAUUCUGGGUUUUGAUCAAAAAAAAUAAUAAUAAUACAAAGUGCUGGAGUUCCACACAAUGCAAACACGUUUAACCCUUUACUAGAUACAUUUUGGGAGAUGGAGAUCAGCUCUCCUCGUGGCGUCCUGUCGGGGAGAUCAGUGUUUAGGCUGACUUCUUUUCACUCUUUGUCAGUAGAUUGAAAUGCACAAAUGCAUGCACGCACUGAACACACACACACAGACGCACACACACUGCAGCCACGCCCAGCGCCGACCUGUGUGUCGCCAUCUCCAGUCAGACCACGUCAGGGAUCGCUCUCUCAAUGGAAACCCGCCUCAGGUUCUAACACAGGCCCCUGUGCGUGCUGUUCAAACCGUCGUCCUCGUUUUUCCGUCGCGCUGCAGAAGCAGCUCGUUCCUCAGCUUCUUUGGAGUGAGAUUCAGCUCACCCGUCAGGGAGCCGGGGCUCCUUCAGUUGCUCUCUGUGCCAUCUGGACGACAGACAUCCUCUCCUAAAUGAGGAAAGACAUCAUUAAAGUCAUUUCCGAAGAGGGGAAACCCUCCGCCACCCUCGGUGCUGGACAAUACUCUACUUCAAGCGUCAAACUGCUCUCUGGAGGCCGGGGGAUCUGUUUCAAUGGGUGCCUUGCCCCUCCUGGAACUGCACACCUGAGCAUCAGGAGGGGGGUUACUGGCAGAUCUCCCAUCAGUGGCUUUGGUUUCUUUUCCUUUUUUGUUUUAUCUUGCAUAAAAUGUGAGGAUUUUUCAGGGAGGGGGUAGCCGCCGAGCUACAACAAGCAGGGUUUUAAAGUGUGACGGAGAUGAAUGGGCUGGUUAUUGUCACAGAUGCCUGGAUACGGGAGAAGGAUUCACUUUUAGCUGACAAAACAAAAGCCGUAUUGACACUGGCACCUCCUCCGAGAUUUCAGCCAACGCUUAAGGACAAAUACUUGGGGGAUUUUCAAGUGCUGGAAAACACAUUUUUUUUUCAAUUUUGUCAAUGCUGUGAAAUCCAUUCAACUCCUAAUUUACUGUAAUAAGCAGAAGAGGUUAAAGCACUGUCUUCUGUUUGAAGGUUUGGGGAUUUAACAUGUAUUCCUUUGGACCAGUAGGAGCUAGUUAAUGUAGUAAACUUCACUGUUUCAGACUGCUAAUUUCAAAAGGUUGUUUACUUCAUUGCUAAUUCAGAAGCUUAAAACAUCUUUAAUCCAGCGGAGACGAGCUGAACACCUCAAGCUGCAAACUUCCACAAAAUCCAACGUGGCUUUGAACGCACCGAAAGUCUGAUGAAGUCUCUGUGCCUCCCCGAAGCCCGUCCGGCUGAGGUGCCAGUGUCCAUACGGCCGAAACGAGUCGACUAGUGGCCAUAACUACUUGUACUUAGACCAACUCUUUUCCAUCAUGUGCAUUGACUUUCUUUGUUAGGGGUGAAAAAAGAAAGAAAAAAAAAAAAACGACGUGUAACAUUUUUGUCAACGGUGAAAAUGUGAAUACUUUCUAACUGUCUUGACCUUUUUAAAAGAAAAGCAAACACGUGUUUUGGGGGACAGGGAAGACGUCUGGUACAUUUUUAUUUGUCAGUGAGAAGCUGAAGUGCAUGAACUCGCCCCCCGACGCGUCCCCCCCCCCCCCCCCCCCAGCACCCGCCACCCCUCCAUGUGCAUCGAUGUGAAAUUUGUACAUAAAACACGGCACUUACCAACUUCUUUUUUUUUUUUUUUGUUUAGUUUUUAUUUUCACCAUUUGAUAAUUUCAUUCAAAACAUGUUUUCUUAGGACUCUAAUUGUUCAUUUCCAGUGGGAUGUAUUUAUUUGCUGAUUUAUUUAUUACUGUAAAGGAGAGUGCAAUGUCAUCACUGUAGGCCAGUAACUCCAUGCUUUUGAUAAAAACUGAAUUAUGACUAUAACGAUUAAAGCAUGUUUUUCCUCGGGCCUGUAAACA